Molecule: messenger RNA, 780 nt
Organism: Pochonia chlamydosporia 170
Lineage: Eukaryota; Fungi; Ascomycota; Sordariomycetes; Hypocreales; Clavicipitaceae
Product: zn-dependent hydrolases of the beta-lactamase protein
Exons: 1
Coding region: 1-780 (259 amino acids)
Source: RefSeq, a predicted model, not a curated record
AUGGCUUCUUUACAUAUCACUUUUAUUGGCACUGCUACUGCCAUUCUGGAUAUUGAUGGCAUCAAUUUCAUCACUGAUCCCUUCUUUUCUCCAGCCGGGACAGAGUGGGAUCGUGGCGUCGUCAUACUCAAAAACACAUCCGUUCCUGCUUUGACCUUGGCAGAUCUCCCCGUCAUAGACGCCGUGAUGCUCUCUCACGAAGAUCACCCGGACAAUUUGGAUGAAAUCGGCCGUCAAUUGUUGGAUGGACGUCGAGUAUUCACCACUCGUGACGGUUCUGACAAACUCGCACCUCGUCCUGGUGUUCGUGGAAUGUCUCCCUGGGAGACUUCUACAUUCAGCAUAGGUGGCGUACAGUUUGAAGUUACAGCUACUCCAUGCCAGCAUUUACCCGGAGGGGAAUGCAUCGGAUUUGUUCUUUCCGGUCCAAAUUUUGGGCAGACUGAUGGAAAGCCAAAUGGCAUAUACUUCUCUGGAGAUACGGUGUACAUUGAGGAUCUUGCGGCUAUCAAAACGAAGUACAACAUCCGGGCUGCGUUGCUCAACCUUGGCGCGGCAUCCGUCGCAGUGACUGACCCUCCACUGCAGAUCACCAUGGACGGCGCGCAAGCCGUUCACUUGAUCAGAGAUAUAGACCCCGAUGUGGUCAUCCCAAUGCAUUGCGAUGGCUGGGGCCAUUUCUCGGAAGAUAGCUCCAAGGCCGCCAAAGUUUUUGAAGCAGAGAAUAUCAAGGACAAGAUUACCUGGCUAGAGCCCGGCAAAAGAACCAAGAUUUUCUGA